AUGUCAUCAGCGGACCCAGCAACGCAGCUUGAUACCCAGGAACAACCUCAGAAGACCAAGAAGCCCCUAUCCUGCAUCUCCUGCAAGCUCCGAAAGCUGAAAUGUGACCACGAGAAGCCAAUUUGCACUCGGUGCACCAAAGCCGGCAGCGAGUGCAUAUACCCAGAAGCAAGACGCAAGCCGACCAUCCAGCGAAGCAAUGUCAAGGAAUUGGAGGCUAGACUAGCUCAGGUAGAGGGCUAUCUCAAGGAGGCUACCGAGGAAAGUCGAGAUGUGAAAAGAGGCAAAGCCGACGGCAAUCCAGACAGUGACGAUGGUACGAAAAGUCGACCGAGAGCCGCGACGGCAGCUGAUGAACAAGAUGUUGCUGCGCUGGAUGAGCAGCCUAUCCCACCAGGGCACUUCACCGACCCCAAUCAGUUCGCUGACCAGGCCGAAUCUGGUGACGGCCUUCCUUUUGAGUCGUCUAGCUUCGAGUAUCUGAAUGGCAAGCAAUACAGCAAUGACGAGCUGAUAGACCUCAGCAUGUCAGAGACGUUGCCCCCUAUUGAAAUUAUAGAAGAACUGCAUGAAUGCUUCUUUACUACGCAGUACCACUACAUGCCGCUUAUACAAUCUUGCCGCUAUUACCAGGCCUUUUAUGGUGGCCCUAUGAGGAAACCACCCAUGUGCCUACAGUAUGCUAUUUGGGCAAUGGGAGCACUGUGGCACCCCAAGUACGACCGAUGCGCCGAUGUAUUCUAUAAAAGAUCUCGCUAUUACGCCGAAGCUGAUGAAAUGAGAGAGUCUGGAGAGUAUUUUAUCACGAUAGCACACGCUCAGGCUUGGGCUCUCAUCGCUUGCUAUGAAGCGAGAGCCAUGCUUUAUACCAGGGCGGGAAUGAGUUGCGCCAGGUGCUGCCGCCUCGUGCACAUGCUUGGCCUUAACAAGAUUGACAGUCCAGAUGACGAUGCUCCAGAGACUCUAGGUCCUCCACAGGAUUGGAUAGAGCUAGAAGAGCGCAGAAGAGUCUUCUGGGUGGCGUUUUCAUGCGAUGCUCAAUCAAGCAUGGCAACUGGCUGGCCAAGUUAUAUCAACUCUGAUGAUAUCAUGACUCGACUUCCAGCUAGUGAAGAGGCCUUCAUAUCUGGCGAAGAAGAAGAGUGCCCUUUUUUAGACGAUGUGAUGAAAGGCGCAUCCUACAGCGGCUUUUCCGGCUCUCUCGUUCUUAACCACCUCUUGAAGGCCAUCAUGCGACAUGUGCAUCUCAUCAGGCCGUCUGACCGACCUGAAGAUCCCACGCACGGAGAUUUUUGGAAGCGGCAUCGCCGUUUGGAUAAUCAGCUGUCGACCCUGUUCAUGUUCAUGCCGGACAAGUUCCGUCUCCCCGAGAAUUUACACAAUCCUCUGGCAACCUACAUCAACCUCAACUUUCACGCAUGUGUAAUUUGCUUGCAUCAUGUUGCCCUCGAAGUCAUUGAAAAGCACGGCCUUGGCGAUUCUUUGAGAAAAGACAGUCGAUACCUUUUGAAGAAUGCCGCGGACGAGAUUGCAAGCAUUGUCAAGAUGACAUCCCAUCGCUCAUCAUUAUUUAGCAAUCCUUUGUGCGCCUUUUCGCUGUAUAGUGCAACAACGGUGUACGUUUACCUAGCCAAAGAAGACCCAGCUACGGGAAUAAAUCCCGUCGACAUGUCCAAUCUUGAACUCAUCGUCAAUGCCAUGGAGGCUAUCGGUCGUAUACAUAUGGUUACAUGUGCCUUCUUGCAGCAAGCUUGUCUCGACAUCGACAACAACGGCCUAUCAUCAACCAUCAAAAUACCCGCCCUCUACCAAUACCGCAAUCUCUUUGGCGGCCCCGCUUCCAACAUUCCCCUGCUAGCUCGAAGCCCCAUUUCAAAACACACGCAAAUGAGUUCUCCGCUGCCUGGGCGACUGCCUCUGGGUAACCCUCUCGGCCACUUACGGCCGACGAACCUGAGAAUGACAAAAUCCAUUCCCUUAUUGACCGGUGUGACUGCUGUGACGGCACAAAUGGGCCGAAUGGGUAUUACAGAGAGCUUCCGGCCGACUUUUGGCGCCAUAUCCAGAAACCUGGCACCCCGACCCACUGAUAACAUCAACAAAAGAAAGCGAGAUCCUAUGACUUCUCAGGCUGCAGCGAAUACAGACGCAGAGAUCUUUUUGGCGGCCUUGCGUAAUGGAUAUAUUGGCCGUGCGCCUACACCUGGAGCUUUUGCACCUGUCGAUCGAACCAAUUCACCACAUUUUUACUUCUCACCUGUUGGCCAAGGGACGGGCAGCGAGCCGGGAUCGAGUAAUAGCAGUGCAUGGCCUGGCACCACAGGAACUGGCACCACAGGAAGCGAUCCCGGGCAUAACUUGAGUGAAUGUCAACCAGAUCAGAGCGGUCAGCCUGCAAUGGCCUGGCAGUUGGAUGAUGACAUGAUGGCUUUUACCGGAGGCUUCUCUAACGAUUGCCCGGAUGCAAGCGGUGGCCCACAAGCCUUUUUCUGA
Trichoderma gamsii is the source of this 2493-nucleotide messenger RNA. RefSeq lists its product as hypothetical. The transcript is spliced from 6 exons. Gene Ontology annotation, cellular component: nucleus. Gene Ontology annotation, molecular function: zinc ion binding; DNA binding; DNA-binding transcription factor activity, RNA polymerase II-specific. Gene Ontology annotation, biological process: DNA-templated transcription; regulation of DNA-templated transcription. The record is from RefSeq and is a predicted model, not a curated record. The coding region runs from base 1 to 2493 and encodes 830 amino acids. NCBI's taxonomy places the organism in Eukaryota, Fungi, Ascomycota, Sordariomycetes, Hypocreales, Hypocreaceae.